AUGGCUCCAACUCCGAAAAUAAAUAAGACUCUUCGUUUUACUGUUGAUUGUACAGCUCCAAUGCAAGAUAAUAUAAUUGAUGUUUCUGGCUUGGAAAAAUUUCUUCAUGAUAGAAUCAAAGUUGAUGGGAAACGUGGACAAUUAGGAACUAAAAUAUUAAUUUCUCGUAAUAAGGGUCGUAUCACAGUGACAAGUGAGAUUCCAAUCUCUAAAAGAUAUUUGAAGUAUUUAACAAAGAAGUAUUUAAAGAAGCAACAAAUUCGUGACUUUCUACGUGUCGUAGCUACAACUAAAGGUGCUUAUGAAGUUAGGUACUUUAAUAUUAGUAGUGAAGGAGCAGAGGAAUAA
This is a messenger RNA of Cryptosporidium muris RN66, 348 nucleotides long. Its product is annotated as 60S ribosomal protein L22, putative. Lineage: Eukaryota; Apicomplexa; Conoidasida; Eucoccidiorida; Cryptosporidiidae. The record is from RefSeq and is a predicted model, not a curated record. The transcript has a single exon. Gene Ontology annotation, molecular function: RNA binding; structural constituent of ribosome. Gene Ontology annotation, biological process: cytoplasmic translation. Gene Ontology annotation, cellular component: ribosome. Bases 1 to 348 code for a protein of 115 amino acids.